GGCGAGGGUCAAUCCCAGCCGUACACAUCAGCGAGCUGACUGAGAGGCUGUCGAGAGGCUAGUUGGCGGCGCCGUCAAUCCCGGCCCGCCGCCUCACAGACCCGCGCGGGUGCUCUCGCAGUGCCGCUCGCUUCUGCAGCCUCGCGGACGCCCAAAGCCAGCCCUUCAGGCCUGGACGCUGGGGUGCGGCGGUGCAGCCAUGGACUUCUCCAAGUUCCUUGCCGAAGACUUCGACGUGAAGGAGUGGAUCAACGCGGCCUUCAGGGCUGGCCCCAAGGAGGUGGCGGCCGGGAAGGCGGACAGCCACGCGGCCACCCUGGUGAUGAAGCUGCAGCUGUUCAUCCAGGAGGUGAACCACGCCGUUGAGGAAACAAGUCACCAGGCCCUUCAGAACAUGCCCAAAGUGCUCCGUGAUGUAGAAGCCCUUAAACAGGAGGCAUCUUUUCUGAAAGAACAAAUGAUUCUUGUCAAGGAGGACAUUAAAAAAUUUGAACAGGACACAUCUCAGUCGAUGCAGCUUAUUCAUCUCUCUUUAGCACCGCUGAACAAUUUAGCCAUGGAAUCGGUGUUGUAUGGGGUAUUGGUAGAAAUCGACCAGGUGAAGUCCCGAAUGCAGCUUGCCGCAGAAUCUCUUCAAGAAGCCGACAAAUGGAGCACACUGAGUGCUGAUAUCGAGGAGACAUUUAAGACUCAAGACAUAGCUGUAAUUUCUGCCAAGCUCACAGGUAUGCAGAAUAGCCUAAUGAUGCUUGUUGAUACACCAGACUACUCAGAAAAAUGUGUGCACUUGGAGGCGUUGAAGAACAGACUGGAGGCCUUGGCCAGCCCCCAGAUUGUAGCAGCAUUCACAUCUCAGUCUGUAGAUCAGUCCAAAGUGUUUGUGAAGGUUUUUACUGAAAUUGACCGGAUGCCCCAACUUCUUGCAUACUACUACAAGUGUCACAAGGUCCAGCUUUUAGCAGCCUGGCAGGAGCUGUGCCAGACUGACCUACCCCUGGACCGGCAGCUCACUGGACUCUAUGACGCCUUGCUCGGUGCUUUGCACACGCAAAUCCAGUGGGCUAUGCAGGUUUUCAGGAACCCCUACGAGGUGGUGACUGUGCUGCUGAUUCAGACCCUGGGGGCCCUGGUGCCCUCUCUGCCCAUCUGCCUCAGCUCCAGUGUGGAGAGGGCAGGGCCUGAGCUGGAGCUCGUCAAGCUGCUGGACUUCUACGACGCCACCGCCCACUUCGCCAAGGGAUUGGAGAUGGCCCUGCUUCCCCAUGCAGAUGAGCAAACCCUGGUGAAAGUCGUGGAGCUGGUGGAUGCUGUGUAUGGUCCGUACAGACCCUACCAGCUGAAGUACGGUGACAUGGAAGAGAAGAACCUCCUCCUCCAGAUCAGCGCGGUGCCUCUGGAGCGUGGGGAAGUCAUUGACUGUGUGCAGGAGCUGAGCCACUCUGUGAACAAGCUCUUUGGCCUUGCUUCUGCAGCCAUUGACAGAUGCAUCACAUUUACGAACGGCCUGGGGACCUGUGGCCUGCUGACAGCCCUGAAAUCCCUCUUUGCCAAGUAUGUGUCUGAUUUCACCAGUACUCUCUACUCAAUACGAAAGAAGUAUAGGCUGGAUGAUAUUCCUCUCAACUCCCUUUUUCAAGAAGAUUGGGCGGCUUUUCAGAAUUCCAUUAGGAUAAUAGCCACCUGUGGAGAGCUCCUGCGGCAGUGCGGGGACUUGGAGCAGCAGCUAGCCAACAGGAUUUUGUCCACAGCUGGGAAGUAUCUCUCUGAGUCCUACAGCCCUCGGAGCCUGACCGGUUUUCAGGAUAGCAUCUUGACAGACAAGAAGAGCUCUGCCAGGAACCCAUGGCAAGAAUAUAAUUACCUUCAGAAAGACAGCCCUGCCGAAUAUGGCAGUUUAAUGGAAAUACUCUAUACCCUCAAGGAAAAAGGGUCAGGUAACCACAACCUGCUGUCGGCGUCUCGAGCGGCUCUGACUCGGCUUAACCAGCAGGCCCACCAGCUGGCUUUCGAUUCCGUCUUCCUGCGCAUCAAACAGCAGCUGCUCCUCAUUUCCAAGAUGGAUAGCUGGAACACCGCCGGCAUUGGAGAAACCCUGACCGAUGACCUGCCCACCUUCAGUCUCACUCCUCUUGAGUACAUCAGCAAUAUCGGGCAGUAUAUCAUGUCCCUCCCCCUGAACCUUGAGCCAUUUGUGACUCAGGAGGACUCAGCCCUAGAGCUGGCUUUGCACGCUGGAAAGCUGCCGUUUCCUCCUGAGCAAGGGGACGAACUGCCCGAGCUGGACAACAUGGCCGACAGCUGGCUGGGCUCUAUCGCCAGAGCCACGAUGCAGACCUACUGUGACGCGGUCCUCCAGAUCCCUGAGCUCACCCCGCACUCCACCAAGCAGCUGGCCACCGACAUCGACUACCUGAUCAACGUGAUGGACGCCCUGGGCCUGCAGCCGUCCCGCACCCUCCAGAACAUCCUGAUGCUCCUGAAGGCCAAACCCGAGGAUUACAGACAGGUCAGCAAAGGCCUGCCCCGCCGCCUCGCCACCACGGUGGCCGCCAUGCGGGCUGUGGACUACUGACCCCCACGCGCCCGGCUGAGACAGAAGAGGAGACACAGAUACAGAGGAGAAGGCCAUGUGAAGACGGAGGCAGAAACUGGAGUUACACAGACAGAAGUCAAGGAACACCUGGGCCCACCAGACGCUAGAAGGGGACAAGAAAGGAUUCUCCCCUGCAGCCUCUGGAGAGAUCCUGGUCCUGCUGAUGCCGGGACUGCCCACUUCUAGCCUCCUCUGUGAAAGAAUAAAUUUCCGUUGUUUUAAACCACCCAGUUUGUGGUCAUGUGUUACAGCAGCCAUAGGAAACGAAUACAGAUCAUAAGAGUGAGAGGGCGGCUCCAGGCAGUGUUUGCUGCAAGGAGCUGGCAGAAUGCAGACAGGUGGGCUUGUCGGGGAACCUCGGGAGCUCAGGUAAAGAGGAAAGUAGACGGAGAUGGAGGGCUGUGAAUCAGGAGGGGGUGCAAGCAGAGGCCAGGAAAGAGAACUUCACAACGAGGUGUGAAGAGCCCCAUCUAGGAUCCUAUCUUAUGUCACGAGAAUGUCUCCUAAGGAAAUAAUUCAGCAACAACACAAAAUGUUUGCAUAAAGAUGCUCAUGGAAGAAGCGACAGUAUAAUGUAGUUUCAGAUAAUUUGGUUAAUUUUUUUUGAUAUGGAACUUUUCAAACAUAAAAAGUUGAGAGAAUGAAGCCUACCACCAGCUUCAACAAUUUCCUACGGGACUUCCCUGGUGGCGCCGUGGUUAAGAAUCCACCUGUCAAUGCAGGGGACACAGGUUCGAGCCCUGGUCUGGGAAGAGCCCACAUGCCGCAGAGCAACUAAGCCUGUGCGCCACAACUACUGAGCCUGCGCUCUAUGAGACCACGAGCCACAACUACUGAGCCCACGUGCCACAACUAUUGAAGCCCGCGCACCUAGAGCCCGUGCUCCGCAACAAGAGAAGCCGCCGCGAUGAGAAGCCAGCUCGCCACAACUAGAGAAAGCCCGCACGCAGCAACGAAGACCCAACACAGCCAAAAAAAAAAAAAAAAAAAAAAAAAUCCCCUACGGCCAGUCAUGUUUCAUCUCUACCUGCCCCCACUCUCCCUCCCAUAUUUUUGAAGAAAAUCUCAGACAUCAUAGUUUUAUUUGUUAACAUUUCUAUGUGUAUCUCUACAAGAACUCUUAAAAAACCAUGCUAAACAUAACUAACAAAAAUUCCUUAAUAUUAUUAAACAUUCAAUUUAUAUUGCCUCACAGAGGUCAAUUCUGGGUUUACAAUUUAUUUGUUUAAACUGGGAUCCAAAUGACGUUGACAUGUGAUUGGUUGAUAUGCCUUUGAAAUCCCUUAAUCUAUGGCUCCCUUCAUCUGACUUUUUUUUUUGUCCUUGUGAAAUAGCUGUUAAGAGUUCUGGUUUCAUCCAGCUAAUAACGGAAGAGGGAGUGAUACAAUUAGAGCAUCAUCAUUUUGCACCCCCGAUUUUGGGGAUUUGGGGCAAUGUGCACCAGUAGUGACCAAUGCUGUGUGUCCUGAUGUAAGAGCACAGGCUGUCCGGAAAGUGGCCUUGCCAAUAAACAAAACAACAGCAAAACCCAGCCUUGAACAGGAUCGAGCAUCUGUCUCUACCA
Molecule: messenger RNA, 4157 nt
Organism: Lagenorhynchus albirostris (white-beaked dolphin)
Lineage: Eukaryota; Metazoa; Chordata; Mammalia; Artiodactyla; Delphinidae
Gene: COG7
Product: component of oligomeric golgi complex 7
Exons: 19
Coding region: 200-2572 (790 amino acids)
Biological process (GO): retrograde vesicle-mediated transport, Golgi to endoplasmic reticulum; Golgi organization; intracellular protein transport
Cellular component (GO): COG complex
Source: RefSeq, a predicted model, not a curated record